AUGGGUUGGUUCAUAAUCAGUCGGGCUCUAGUCGUACGAAUACUAUUCGCAUUUCACGGUUUCCUAACCAUCUACCUCCUAACCGUUGUCAGUGAGGAUCCGAAUCACUGGUACGCCACCACAUCUCUAACAGGUCUCCUGCUAGAGACCGGCUUUACUAUAUACGUCAGGAAAGGCCAAGAAUGGAAAUGGUUUUGUCCCAGCGUUUUAUUCUACUUACUGUCCGUAGUGCCGCCCAUAUGGUUGUUAGAACUGCACGAACUCGAAGAGAGAAUUAUGGAGGAGUUGAUUAGGCAGAACUCUACCAAUGUUUUUCAUAACGUCAGUGACGACGAACAGAUUGCCGAUCUGCUUGAUAAGAUUGUCAGUGUCUUUGGGGAACUCAAUCAUAUAAAAACACCCGACACAUUCAUCUCUCAAGCUUUGAAUUUAAUUAAUCAAGCACGUGUGCAUGCCUUCGAAAUACCUAGGUGGAUUUUGCCAAAAGGCCAGCUGACGCACGAUCAAUUGAGUGAAUUGUUGCUGGUCUAUAUCGCCACUGCUGCUGAUAUUGUCGAAUUUUUCGAUGCCUUCAAAGAAGAUGCGGUUCGAUUCAAUAGACCGCUAUGUAUAGUUAUUCUGUCAAUAUGGUCCUGGAGUUUGUUGCAGUUUACAAUGGUUCUCACGGCUACCAAAAAACCUAAGGAUACUUUGCCACCGCCAGUUAAGUUGGAACCGUGCUUCACACCGGAAGUGUUUGGGAUUGUUAUAUCUAUGUUUCUUCAGGAUGCGCCAUUUUUGGUUCUCAGAUUACUUUUGAUCUUCCAAUACGAUGUCGUCAGCUAUACAAACAUGUUCUUCACCUGCAAGAAUACAUUGGUUUGCAUGCUACUGACCUACCGCCUGGUCGUCAUACAGAUUGAAAGCCGAAGAAGCGAAAUCAGUGAGAAGCCAAGCGUCCAGUUACAGUAG
Messenger RNA from Helobdella robusta, 951 nucleotides. RefSeq lists its product as hypothetical. The coding region runs from base 1 to 951 and encodes 316 amino acids. The record is from RefSeq and is a predicted model, not a curated record. Lineage: Eukaryota; Metazoa; Annelida; Clitellata; Rhynchobdellida; Glossiphoniidae. The transcript is spliced from 8 exons.